AAAACACUGACUUCCACAGGACACCCGCAAGUGUCGAUACUAUCUAAAUAAAAAGCAGUAGAGAUCACUCUUAGACUAGGCGAUGGCACUCAGCACCAUUCUUGUCAAGCCGGAGCAACUCGACGAGGCCGCGCUCCGCAAUGCAGCACGUGACGUGCUCUCAGCCACCCUUACUCGAUUCACGUCGCUGCCGGCCGAUGCUCAGCUCACGCAGCUCCUUGAGUUUGUAGAAUCACUCAAGGAGAUGCCGCUUGCGCUCCCAUCCCAGCCUGAAUUCGAUGCAUACGAGCUCCCCACCGAGUUUUUCGAGAUCAUCUUAGGAAAGCGUCUCAAGUUCGGGGCCUUGUACUUCAAGAACUUUGAGCCCAUUGCACUGGACGAGGCCGAGGAUGCUAUGCUCGAGCUUUACUUCGAGCGAGCUCGGAUCCAAGAUGGGCAGACAAUACUAGACAUUGGUGCUGGAUGGGGCGCGGCUUCUUUCUACAUUGCAGAAAGAUGCCCUCGCAGCCACAUCACUGCUGUCUGCUCCAAACUUCAAAAGGAUUACAUUGACAACAAAUGCAGGGAACUUGGCAUUUCCAAUGUCCGAGCUAUAGAGUCCGAUAUCUGUACACUUGAGUUGAAUGAAACUUUUGAUCGGGUUCUUUGCAUUGAACUGCUUGAGUACUUGAAGAACUAUAAGCUACUGUUCGAGAAGAUUUCGUCGUGGAUGACUCCGGAUGGCCUUCUUUUCAUUGAGGCCCUGACUCACAAGUCCUUCGCGAGGCAUUACCAGGAAACUCAAGGUGAUGAGAUGACAGCUUGGAUUGGAAAAUACUUUCUGAAUGGAGGAACACUUCUUGCGGACUCCCUGCUUCUCAACUUUCAGGAUGAUCUAUCCAUUGUUGGUCACUGGCGUAUCGAUGGAAGGCAUCAUGGUCUUUCCAGUGACGCGUACGCAAGACAAAUGUCUGAGAAUGCGGACUUGAUCCGGCCCAUAUUCAACGACGUCUAUGGUAAAGAGCAGGCCAACGUUUGGAUGGGGCGAUGGAAAGCUGUGUUUAUUUUGUUCGCGGAGAUGUAUAAGUUUGACAACGGGCAGCAGUGGCUCCUUUCUCAUUAUCUCUUCAAGAAAAAUUAAAGGUUCCUAUAGAAUAUCUUUUGACUUUAAUUUCCUAAAGUAUAAACUGUCUCCAAAGAUUUAUGUUUUAGUUGAGCUCAGUGCUGUUCUUACUAGCCGUGUUAUCACGUCUAUGAAUGAUCUCAAACAUGUAAUAAUAUGUUAGUAAGACUUUUGGA
Selaginella moellendorffii is the source of this 1278-nucleotide messenger RNA. Its product is annotated as (S)-coclaurine N-methyltransferase. Bases 83 to 1120 code for a protein of 345 amino acids. The record is from RefSeq and is a predicted model, not a curated record. The transcript has 8 exons. Lineage: Eukaryota; Viridiplantae; Streptophyta; Lycopodiopsida; Selaginellales; Selaginellaceae.